GAACAGAUUGUGUUGCUCUCCACUCCUGCAGCCUGACUGAAGCAGCGCGCCAUGCGACCGGAGGUGACGUCAGCCGCGAACGUAAACAAUGAUUCUACAUCCGCUUCUCGUGAACGGACACAUUUGUUUUUAAAGGGUCGGUGUGUAAUUCCGUGUAAAGAUGUUAUCCACGAUCGCGUGAAGGUGUGCGUGACGUCACGCACCGACUGACACGCGAGGUGACAUUUUUAGCUCGAGCUGUGAGCGACAAACACAGACGGUUUUGGUGUGGAGUGGGUGAAUGAGCAAGAGAAAGGUUAUUUGAGAACGGGCUUUGGACACAAAGCCUUGAGAUGGAGAAGAUGACCAGGGUCAGCGGCACUGUCAGUGGCUGUACCAUGUUUUGUCACCUGGAUGCACCUGCCAACGCCAUCAGUGUGUGUCGGGAUGCUACGCAGGUGGUGGUUGCCGGGCGGAAUAUUUUCAAGAUUUACGGUCUGGAGGAGGACGGGUUCGUGGAGCGGCUGAACCUGCGUGUGGGACGCAAACCCUCGCUGAACUUCAGCUGUGCGGACGUCAUGUGGCAUCAGAUGGAGGAGAACCUGCUGGCCACCGCCGCCACUAACGGAGCCGUGGUGAUGUGGAAUCUGGCGCGGCCCUGCCGUAACAAACAAGAGCAGCUGUUCACCGAACACAAGCGCACAGUCAACAAAGUCUGCUUUCACCCCACUGAGGUCAACAUGCUGCUGUCCGGCUCUCAGGACGGAUUCAUGAAGUGUUUUGACCUGCGCAAGAAGGAGAGCGUCAGCACCUUUUCUGGUCAGUCUGAGAGCGUGAGAGAUGUGCAGUUCAGUAUUAAGGAUUAUUUCACGUUUGCGGCCUCGUUUGAGAAUGGAAACGUGCAGCUGUGGGACAUUCGCAGACCCGACCGAUACGAGAGGAUGUUCACGGCGCACACCGGACCCGUCUUCUGCUGUGACUGGCACCCUGAGGACAGGGGUUGGCUCGCCACAGGUGGACGGGACAAGAUGGUGAAAGUCUGGGACAUGUCGACCAACCGCGUGAAGGAGAUCUACUGCGUUCAGACCAUAGCGUCGGUGGCCCGGGUGAAGUGGCGUCCGGAGCGCAGAUAUCACCUGGCCACCUGCUCCAUGAUGGUGGACCACAACAUCUACGUGUGGGACGUCCGCCGGCCGUUCAUCCCCUUCGCGACCUUCGAGGAGCACAAAGACGUGACCACGGGAAUCGUGUGGCGGCACCAGCACGACCCCUACUUCCUGCUGUCGGGGUCCAAGGACAGUACGCUGUACCAGCACAUGUUUAAAGACGCCAGCAGACCCGUCGACCGCGCCAAUCCUGAGGGACUCUGCUUCGGGCUGUUUGGAGACCUGGCGUUUGCUGCUAAAGAGAGUCUGAUGAGCGCUCCCCAGUCUGUAGGCGACGUGGGGCGUAAAACCUACCCGGGCGGCGAUCGGCGGUACCCCAUCUUCUUCUUCAAGAAGCCGGAUGUGACGGAGCAGUUUGCGCAGGUGUCGAGCGCGCUCAGUGUGUUUGAGAGUGAAGCGGGCAGCAGUGUGGGGAUGGACUGGUUCAUCAACACCGCGCAGAGUUACCUGCUGAGCGGGAAGCCCUUCGCCGAACUCUGUGAGCAUAAUGCUCAAGUCGCCAAGAGACUCAACAGACCGCAGGAAUCGACCACAUGGACAAUGCUGCGAAUCAUGUUUUCAGAGCCGGCUAAUCCGUCCUUGUCAUCCAAUCACAAUCUGAAUAAAUCAGGAAACCUCCCACUCGUCAACAGCUUCAGUAUGAAGGAGAUGAGCGCUGCUCUCAAUGAGAGAAACAAAGAGAACAGACAAGACAACCUCCACAGCCUGGAGACCAACCUCAACAACAAUGACGAGAACGAGGAGACGGAGGGCAGCGAGGGUCAGGCCGAGUAUCUGUUUGGAGACGCUGAACUGGACGAUGAUGAUCUCUACAGCAUGGAGCACGACAACCAGGCAGCAGAGGAGCCCGAGUACCUGCUUCCUCAGGAGGCCUUCCCUCUACGGCACGAAAUCAUGGACCAUCCCUCGGCCCCGGAGCCGGUGCAGGAGAAGCCAGAGUCGCCCCAUGUCAGCGGGAGCGAAGCCGAGAGCACGUGUCUGACUCCCAUGGAGUCCUUCAGCCUCAUUUCCGUCUCGCAGCUGCUGUUCUCGCCUCACCUGCCGCCCAAGUUCUUCUGCCCCAUCGUGAAGGAGAUGCUGUGCUACUACGCCGAGCAGGGCGACGUGCAGAUGGCCGUAUCCGUGCUGAUCGUACUGGGCGACCGCAUCCGUAAAGAGAUCGACGAGCUCACACAGGAGCACUGGUACAUGUCCUACAUCGACCUCCUGCAGCGCUUCGAGCUGUGGAACGUCAGCAACGAGGUGAUCAAACUGAGCACGUGCGGCGCCAUCAUGUGUCUGAAUCAAACCUCCACCACCUUACACAUCAACUGCAGCAACUGCAAGCGACCAAUGAGCAACAAGGGCUGGAUCUGUGACAGGUGCCACCAGUGUGCGAGUGUGUGUGCAGUGUGUCAUCACGUGGUCAAAGGCUUGUUUGUGUGGUGUCAGGGCUGCAGUCACGGAGGACACCUGGAGCAUGUGAUGGAGUGGCUGAAACAGUCCAAACACUGUCCAGCCGGCUGCGGACACCUGUGUGAAUACACCUGACACACACACACACACACACACACACACACUCGACUCUCUCUAGCAGAGGAGCGAUCAGGCUGCUACUUAUGAGGAAAAAUAUGUAGAAUUAAUGAUUAGAUGAUAAUCAAACACAAAGGGACCUGAACACAAUCAUAUGUGUGUUAAAAACAAUCAGCCAACUCUUUUUUUAGUUUCUGAAGAUUUUGUUUUAUAAAUACAGUCUAAUGUACAUAAGAGCUGCACCUGCUUUGGGAAUGUGAUUCAUUCACCUUGAAAAUAUUCUUGAGAACUGUGUAAAUGCAGAAACACUGGUGUUUGCAAAUAAAGCCAGUCUUUACUAAUCAUCUCUGUGGUUUUGAAGACACAAAAACAUAUUAAAAGCUACUUUUUCGAGGGCAGAAUUUGUUCUGAAUGUAAGUCUAUUAUAUAAAACAAUAAUGAUGAUUUUGUGUUGUUGUUUUUUUAGUUACAUAAUAUUAAACCAAGUGUCAUUUUCCAGUAUUAUAAAAAGAUAAAUGCAAGCAUUUUCAAAAGGUUUGACAAAAGGUUUGAAAUGCUAGUACCAAAAGAUCAGUUGAUCAUUGAUGUGAUUCUCUGCACCUGUGUGAACUUGAUGAGAACUGACUGAAAAAUCACCAAAACACCAGCUGAACAAAACUCAUCGCUGAAGUUCUGACAUCUUUUGGUAGAUGCCAUUUAUUUCCAUAUUUUGCUGGUUCAUAGAGUAUGUAAUGAAUCACGGAUGUUUUAAAAUGUGUGUCAAGGGUCUAACAUUAAAUACUUUUGGAGCCACAAGACUAUUUAAUGUCUCUGCCUUUUUACGCCUCAGGUAAGUGUCUUCUCUGUAUUCUUCCAAAAGUUUUUUUUCCUUAAAAAUAUAGUUGUAACAUCAUUCUGAUGGUACAUGUACUUAUAAGUUGAAUGGCUUCUGUUUAUUUAUAUCCCGUGCUCCCCUCAAACAUCUGUUUUAUUUCAGUUAGUUUUGUGAGAGGGUGAGAAAUUCCACACAUUUGCUUUAAAUGCUUUAUUUACAGACUUCAUUCUUGUACCUUUAUGUGACAUAAUAACAAUAAAGACUUUGUUUUCAUAAUUGACAGACAAGCUGAUUAGCAUAAAAAAUCUUUUAAAAUUGAUAGAGUAAAAA
Messenger RNA from Cyprinus carpio (common carp), 3801 nucleotides. RefSeq names its product GATOR2 complex protein WDR24. The record is from RefSeq and is a predicted model, not a curated record. Gene Ontology annotation, molecular function: protein binding. Lineage: Eukaryota; Metazoa; Chordata; Actinopteri; Cypriniformes; Cyprinidae. Gene Ontology annotation, biological process: positive regulation of TOR signaling.